AUGUCAACUACUAAAUAUGAAGAGCACCAUAUACUUUGCUAUCUGGCUAGGCGAAUAAGAGAAAUAAAGGAAGGUGACAAUGGAAAAUUUAUUAUUAAGCUACGAUCAACAAUCGCUCUUAAAAAUUUGUCUG
Messenger RNA from Racocetra persica, 133 nucleotides. The record is from the annotation of a GenBank genome assembly. Lineage: Eukaryota; Fungi; Glomeromycota; Glomeromycetes; Diversisporales; Gigasporaceae.